CUACUAUAGAGCGCAGUUUUACGAUUGGUUCGCUACCUUGUUAGGAGUAUCACACUUGAUACUACUAUGUAGAAUACUUUUCAUCACAUUAGAUUGUAAAGGGUUAGGAAAUUGUUAUCAAAGGAGUCUGGAGAAUGCGAAGUCUUAGGAUAUUUAGAAUACUAUAAUGCUGAUGGAAUGUUUGGAACCGAUUUUGCGCCCUGCAGAUUAUAUAGGUUCGUUCCUUGUUUCUGGUAAAGAUCAUCACGAAAGAGCUGAAAUAGUGCGUCAAAAGUUGGAAGCGGCUCGCAAAUAUACCCACAGUAAACCAAUUAUCUUGCUGAUAUCUUUAAGUGGAGUUAAAGUUUGUCAUGAAAAUAAGGAGGUGAGGUUUAUGGCGAAUUUCAAUGUGUAUCUUGUUUUCGAUGUAACUAGUGUAAAAGAAUGUAAUUUCUUAACUUUGUUUGACAUCUCGUAAUUUCAUUCAAUGUUUUUUCCUAUGCUUUUGGAAGCGCGUUUAUAUGGCUCAUGCACUUCGACGAAUUUCGUAUGCUACCUGUGACCCAGAAAAUCUUCAGUUUGCCUUCCUUGCCAGGGAACCAAAAGCACAACCGAAUGUCCAAUAUUGUCAUGCAUUCGUCACUAUAACACCUGAAGCAGCCGAGGAACUGAAUACCAUAAUGGGAGAGGUUUUUCGCUUAGCGUAUGCCCAGCAACGUCUUCAUACAGUAUCUAACAAUCCUGUUUUGUUUCAUCAGUUUGGUAAGCAUAUACCAGUUUGUCAGGUUCAGAAAGCUCCCAUAACUGUCACAUGUUCUGUUUCUGCUAACCAGGAUAACUCAGUGAGCACAAAAUCUUCAAGUCAAGCUGUCUACGCUGUCAACGUAAAUCCGACCAGUCAAAUAUCCAUGCCUAGCAAACUUCUUCCGCCUUUACCAGAAGCUGAUCAUUGUGCAGCAACUAACCAGACACCUGUUUCUGUCCAGUUUGAAGUGAACAAUAUUCCAUCAAGUGAAGUUUGUGCUGUCGGUGAUAGACAGAGAGGAAGUAAACCUCAUAAACAUAAACAUCACAAGCAUCAUCAUCGUCAUAAAUUACGAGAUGCAACAACAAGUACGUGUGAACAACUUUUAGGUUCGAGCGACUCUGUUGACCCUACUAUUAAAGUUAAUGAAUCGGAAGGACUCAUAAUGAAGAGUGAACAGAUAAAGCCACCUCCCCCACCACCGCGUUCUCAUUCAUCAGUAACUUCAUCUACGCAGCUGUCAACUAAGAAUAUCACAUCUACCCCAGCUGCAAAUCAACAAAGCCCAAUUUUAAAGCAUCAUGAAAAAUUACACGGAAUGGAAGUAAAUAAAAUCCCACAUGAAAUGACUGAAGAUCCUACUGAGGUUUUACCGUUAAGACCUAAAUCUACGACAUCUGCACUGGCACAACACUUCUAUGAUAUGGCUGAUCAUCGCAGCUGUGGUGGUAUCGCUCCUGACAAAGAAACUCCUAUUCCAGAAAAAGAUAUGCAAGAAAGUAACGCUGAAUUUAUCAAUGAUAGUGCUCCAGCCAAUACGUCUACAGCAACAACGACGUCAUCAUCAACUACUGGGUGCUCAACCGCUACAUCUGGCUCUGGUCAUCCUGACUCCAGUUCUGAUAAUAGUUUACCGAUUAGCAAACGUUGUACAUGUACUCCAGGUUGCACCAGUGGUGAACAUACGUGCUCAAUAUUUGAUAAUAAUCCGCAUCCUGGAGAUUCGAAUCAGUUGCUGAAACCCACUGAACAGCACCUUCCCGUUCCUCCCACAUCUCCGUGCUCCACUCCAAACGUCCCUACACAAAAUGUUCCAGAUGAUAUCAAUGAGUUGUCGCAUGCUCCUUGGUAUCUUCCAGAUUUACCACGUGAAAAGGCUUUGGAAAUGCUUGCCAAACAACCUCCUGGAAGUUUUGUUGUCCGAGAUAGCGGAAGUCAUCCAAAUAGCUUUGCGUUAUCAGUACGUUCUAGUAAUGGACAAGUAGCUGGUGGCUGUUUCCAUUCUAGACAACCACAUAUACCAGGAAAUCGAAUCAAAGAUACAGCCUCCCAGUUGACAUCAGUUUAUCCAUCUUCUACAAGUGGAAUAACUCACUUUCUUAUCCAGAAGACAUCUGGAGGUGGUGUGAAACUCAAAGGAUUAGAUAAAGAAUGGCCAUCGCUUGCUUGUCUUGUUUUACACUUAACUGUAAUGCCUGAAAUGCUCCCUUGCCCACUUCGACUUCCAAGAGCUGCAGCAAAUCCCACCUUCUCGCCUACUGACCAUUGUGUUGGUCAUAAUGACUUUGAGAAACCGCCUAAUGUUACCCCGUCACAAUUUCGUCCGAUGUGCAAUGCCUUACAACGUGUAACAGAUACAAUUUCACUAGAUGAAGCUUUAGCUCGUCUAACAGAUGAAGACGAAGAUUAUCAACGUUUAUCUGAUUUCUCUUCCAUUAUGGCUGAUUUAAAAUUACAGCCUAGAAAUGUGAAUAAAAAACAUAAAGUUUCAUCUAAAUCCGGUGGCCGUGGUAGAUAAAUACUUUUUUUUGUUAUUGUUAUGAUGCGAAAUCUUAUUAUAAGUUGUAUUAGUACUAUCACUUUACUACCUAUCAAUGUUUUGUGAGAUAAUUGUCUUACUUCUUUUUUUUUCUUACCUUUGUAAAGUUUCUGUAUUUGUGUGUGCGCGUGUGUAUGUGAGAAAGAGUUUUUAUCGUAUAUAUUAUUUUCUCUAUUGCAAUACAAACUACCUCUUCAAAUAAAACUAAAUACCCAAUGUGUGUCUGGAAAAGGAAAACAACAUUUCUAGUCCAAUUUCUAUUAAAUUAGUUUAUUAUUUUUUCUCUCUUAAUUAUCCAUUUUGCUUGCUUUAAACACAUAAUGAUAUGUAAUGCGUACGCUAAGUUAUAUUAUAAUAUACGUAUUACAUUUACAUUAUUUUAUUGUUAAUUAAGUAAUACUAGUUAGUAUUAAUUGAAUUAUAAUCAUAACUUGAUUUCAUCAUUCUUUUUAUCGUUGUCCAUUGUUAUAGGUAUAUGAUAUUUUUUUUUAAAAAUUCAAUAUUAUUGUCAUUAAUUUUUGUUCUAUUCACUUUUUAAUUGUUUAAUUAUAAUUUAUUAUGUAUAUUCUUUCUAUUUCUCUAAUAAUUUUCACCCAUUUUAAUAAGAAAAUUAUUAUUACUGGAAUAGCAUGAAUGAUAACAUGUUGUAAAGUCACUGUUAUGUGCUGCUGCCCAGCCAGUUUGUUAGAGGUCUUAUUAAUAAUAAUAAUAAUAAUAAUAAUAUUUUGGUAUAUUGAUUUCUGGGUUUUUUUGACAAACCGGUAUAAUUCAUUCAUUCUCACUGAAAUGUACUAUUUAACAAUUCCUCCCUUUUUUUCUUCAUUUGCUUCAUCCUGUUAUUUUUGAUCUUAAUCUUACCUCUUUUUUUUUUCUUAGAAAUAAGGGAAUUAACGCAAAAUACUACCUGGUGUUAAAGCAUUUAACUGUUAUAUUUUCAUCAUUUGCAAUUUUAUAUAUAUAUAUGCGUAUAUCAUGUCAAGGGUAUUCAUUUUAAUUGUCUUUUUACCAUUGGAAAUAAAGUGUACUUUUAUUGUAUUUAAAUUUUUGCUUUCUGUUUUCUCUUUUUCAAUAUAUAUUUAAGUAAGAUGAUUGGAUUCGGUGUUUUUUCUUCAUAAGUAUAAAAGGUUGUAAAUAUCUUUCUGGAUUAAUUAGUACAUACUACAAGUGUACCAUUACUGUCUUUAAGUUUACUUUCUAUUGAGAUAUGUUUAUUUACAAUUUAUUUCUCAAUUGUUCAUGUCCUAAUGUCGACUAAGUAUCGUGUUUAUAUUUUGAAACAUUGAUACAAAUAACUUAUGAAGGCUAAGCAUUUUCACCUUAUAAUUUAUUUAUUUGGACACAUAAAAGUUAGUACAAAGGGGCACUAAAUACAUAUGCGCCACACGAUAAUAAUAAGGUUGUGAAGAACUAGAGAAUGGAGGGUUAGUAUUAUAAAGGAAAAGCAACAACGAACAGAAAUUGGUGAAUGAGAGUGAAAUAAUAAUAGUAAUAGUAACUAUACUAGUGAUAGUAAUAAUGAUAAUAAUGUGAUGAACAAUUCAUUUAGAGAAAAAAAUAUAAGGAAGAAUUUCAGUCAAAGAAAUCACGUUUACUUUUAUGAAGAAAGUAGAGUCACAGCAGGAUCGCCACUGGCUUCUACUUUGAGCCGUUUUUGAUAACAUCUGAAGCCACUGUGUUUCACUGUCUCCAGGACCCCAACCAGGGAGU
Schistosoma bovis is the source of this 4250-nucleotide messenger RNA. NCBI's taxonomy places the organism in Eukaryota, Metazoa, Platyhelminthes, Trematoda, Strigeidida, Schistosomatidae. The record is from the annotation of a GenBank genome assembly.